Liolophura sinensis is the source of this 17082-nucleotide messenger RNA. RefSeq names its product baculoviral IAP repeat-containing protein 6-like. NCBI's taxonomy places the organism in Eukaryota, Metazoa, Mollusca, Polyplacophora, Chitonida, Chitonidae. The coding region runs from base 7 to 14973 and encodes 4988 amino acids. Gene Ontology annotation, cellular component: nucleus. Gene Ontology annotation, biological process: apoptotic process; negative regulation of apoptotic process; regulation of cytokinesis. The transcript is spliced from 58 exons. Gene Ontology annotation, molecular function: cysteine-type endopeptidase inhibitor activity; ubiquitin-protein transferase activity. The record is from RefSeq and is a predicted model, not a curated record.
GUAAAGAUGGCGGCCACCGAAGAGUGGUUCGUGGGGGAAGACGGGUGCAUAUCCGUUGGGGAACCCACCGCCUCGGUGACGUACCACUCAUCUCUGAACACGAUAAUAGUUGUAACAAAAGAACCGGCUUUGAAAGUCAUCGAUGUAACGUCUGGGUCGCUUCUGCAGAAGUCAAAUUUAUCAGCAUGCAAGUCAGAUGCCAUCCACUGCAUGUACCUGCCAGUGAGGGACAGACUAGUGUUUUGGGAUGAGCACAGGGUGGGGGUGAGAAAAGACCUGAGUGGUGUGAUGCUCCUGGACACAGCUCUACAGGCAUCUAUCACGAAAACAGAGGCCCCUGUAUGUGUGGAGUUACCAUUGGCUGAGGCCACUCACCUGUUCAAAUCAUUGGUGAAUAGUGAACUUCCAGGUGUGGAUUAUAUAGAAGAAGUGUUAAAAGAAUUAGAGAAAGGAAUAGAUGCUGCCCAAGAAGCAACAAAGGGAAAUCAUAAAACAGCAAAAUGGGCUACAGUGACUUUGAUGUUACCACACUGUGCCCUCAAAUCAGUCUGUGGAAGUCUAGUGAUGGAGAUGAAGCGACUCCAUCACCACAGCCCAGGGCUUUCUGUCGCCUCUGCAGUCAAUGACAGGCUGAGUUAUCUCCUCCCAUCCACCCUCCCAGACAUCAGUGGCGGAAACGUUGACCGCUCUCUCAUGUUCAGUGAGGCUGCGAGGAGAGCUACUUUUGGGAAAUGGCCGCACAUGAAUUACAAGUGGGCAUUACCUGAGCCCAUGGCCCAGGCUGGCUUCUACCAUCAGCCUAACUCCUUAGGGGAUGACAGAGCUAUGUGUUUUACCUGUAAUGUGUGUUUGGUGUGCUGGGAACCCACAGAUGAACCCUGGUCUGAACAUGAGAGACAUUCUCCAUCUUGUCCCUUUGUGAAGGGAGAGUACACACAGAAUGUCCCUCUGUCUGUGACUCAUGCCACUCAACCAGCCUGCUUUCAUGGUGAUUACUCAGACAAGAUUGAAUGUUUGAGCCCAACCAACAGUGAGAAUUAUUUAGCCACUUCUACACUGAAUGGAAAUGUUGUGGUAUGGAGCAUUGGGCAUAUUCUGAAGAAACACUGUCAGUUCAACAUAGAGCCAUCAGACAGUGUCAUUGCACUGAAGACUGGCUUACAGAGAGAUAAAGAAGAGGCAUCUGGUAGUAAACCCGCUGAUGGAGCCAGGAGUCUGCAGAAAUCACCCUCACCCUCCACACCAGAGCCUGUGGAAGAAGGGGAAUCCCGUGUCACUCCAGGGAUGGACUGCCCACCAGUCAGCUUGUCAACAUCUACCCUUACCAACUGCAUCCAGGAAAUCCCCUUACAUCAUGAUCCAGCUAAAGAGAGCCGACCACAGAGGAGAACCCGGCCUUCUCAGGAUGUGAGAGUACACUCUCUGUGUAUUGUGGACAAACAGAAGCUGGAGAAACUUGAACAGGCUGCUGAUAACCUUGCGACAGCCCAGACAUCAUCUUCACCCUCAGCAUCCCCCUCUGCUACAUCCACAUCUAGCUCAGGCUCAGCUUCCUCACCAGUGAAAGGAAGCUCAGUCAGUUCAACCCCCUGCCCUAGCCUCUUGUGUGGUGUUUCCUUGAGGACGGGCAAGUUUCUGUUCACAGACUCUGACGACUCAGAAAACAGGCAGGACGACAUGAGAACGGACGUCCAGCUCAUGAACAAAGUGAAUGAGGUUGUUAGCACUGAUGAGCCUCCUCAGAUUAUCACAGACUCUCAGGAGUCCUUGCAAGAUUGUACAGCAGAAAUAUCUUCAUUUAUCCCUUAUUUAUUAGUUGUUCCAAUUCGGCCCGAGGAGUCACGAGUCAAAGGAAGCAGUUGUUCUGGGGAAUACCCGCUGAAGGCAUUGACCAGUGCGAGCAAUGUGCUUCCCCUGCAUAACUGCCCAAUAAAAGAUGAUUGGGGUCCACUUGACCCGAUCUACGAGUCGGAUAUAGACCCUGAUAUUCAGAUUGUAGGUAUCACACCUCCUCCAGGGAAAACCACAUUUUCAAACUCUGUGUCAGACUCUCAGAAAUUGACUCACUCGUUAGUGAAUGGGAUUCCAGAGGGGAAAAUGGAGAAUGCCAAAGAGUUUCACCCAGAAUCACCGUUGAACGUAGAAAGCAAGCCUGUGACAGUACUGAAAGGGUAUAGCAUGUUACAGUGUGUGGAGUUGCCAAGCUGCUGCCAGUGUGAGUCAUUAGUAAUCAAUGCUAUUAUACCUACUGUGGAUAACUGUAGUGUUAUUGUGACUCUGGUCCCCAAAGAGGCCCUGGACAUUAAUGUUCAGCAGUCUGACAGAGGGGGAAAACAGUCUGAGAGCCCACCAGAGGUGGAUACUGAAGCCUCAGGGGCAGGGACAAGGAAAACUAGCCCUGCUCCUAAAGGGGGCUAUAUUCUUAUCUACAAGCUUAAAGUGAUAGGGGAAUUUCUGGGGCUGGAAGAGACACCCUCAGCCAUUCGGGAGAUUGACAAUGUGGGAGAUGCAGUGACAAGUAUUCUGACGCUCCCCCUUGAGUUCAGUCUUCAGUCCGAGGAGGAAGAGACGCCCACAGAGGCUCAGAGUUCCUCAGUACUAGGCCAGUCGCAGAGUACGUGUGCUGGACAAGUGGCUGUGACCACAGCAGCAGGCAAUGUGCAGAUCAUCAACCUAUCCAAUUUGACUGUUUGUGGGAAAAUUUCUCCAAUGGAAGGGGAUAAGUUUGUGUCUCUUACCUACUGCUCAGGUAUGGAACGUCUGUGUGCAUCUAGUUCAGGGGGGAAGCUUCAUUUCUACCAGAUAUCCCAGCACAAUCCUGACUUCUCCGAGCAGGACAACGCAGUCACAUCUAACCACAGCAGAUUGCCACAGACUGUGGUGAUUGAUGGUUCAGAUGUGACGGGUAAAGGGGAAGACCAAGGUGAUCAAACGCCACACAAGUCACCAUCAGGGUCUGAUAUUCUUGCUAAACAACCUCUAACAACAGAGUCACUGAUGCAGCUUCAUGACUUGAUACAGUUGAAAACCUUAUGCCAAGGUUUAGUGCAACUGUACCACCAUGCUGGGCAGAAAUACAGCAAGAGCAGCAGCAACGGCGCCACCCCACAGCAUUUGCAGCAUCAGGGGGAGGCAACUCAGCACACCAGGACCUGGAAACUUCAGACAGACAGCAACACCUGGGAUGAACACCUGUUUGAACUGGUCCUCCCACGCCCAUGUUAUGUAGGUCAUGUAGAUGUCAAGUUCUCCUUACACUCCAUGUGUAUGAGCCCACCUAAAGUGGAAGUCACUCUGCUCAAACAGAACAUUAGUAACAUUGGCCGACAGACAGGCACGGUGUCCAGCUCAUCGGCAGCCUCUCAGGACAGCAAUAGCGUGUCAUCCAACACCAGUCUGCCCACUGCAGACGUCGAUGAGGCAGUUGGUUUCAAUGGCAUUCUUAACCAUGGCUUCAACCCACAGUCAAAGUCAGACAAACAAGAACCUGCCGCGGUGAAUAAUGUUUUAGAUCCAGCUUUCUUGGAGAUGCAUAAUGCGGAGAUCCUCUGUGGACCAGUUGAUAUCGGCUCCUGCCUUGACUUGUCCUGCACCAGCGGAAUUAUCUCCCUUACCAGCCCACAGCUCUUCAGUUGUAAACCACGAUCUUUUCUCGUCCAUAUUAAGGCCCUGGCUUCCAAGAACUCUGAGAAGGAGGAAAAGCCGAAAGUAGUCCGGGAGAGCAAGAAGAAAUCCUCCGUGGCUGGUAACAGUCAUUCCGGUGCUAAUGAGAAGCAGAAAUCAAAGACAAUCAAGGCUUUGUUUGAGAACAUUCCAUACAAUGGUUCUGGGCUGAGUGCCAUGGAGAGACUGGCUGCUACAGCGCCCAAGGCUAAGCUGGAGAACCUCAAGGGUUGUGACUUCAUCCAGGAGAUCUCGGUGACUGUGAGAAAGUGCAAGAAGUCAAAUGUGCCAAAAGAGCGGUUACAGCGAUGUGCAAUGCUGGAGCUGGCCUCGUUCCAGGAGCGCUUGCUCGGGGUGGCGUGUGCUCAGGACCAGAGCAUGGAAGUGACCACCAGCUGGGACCACUGUCAGAACCUGGCCCUAGACAUCCUCAGCUGGAUCACCUCCAUACAGAUGAAUGACCCAGACAAACGAGACAAGAGGAAGUGUGUAGUGCUGUUAAUACAACAAAGUCUCACUGAACUGGUCAAGGCAUGUUUUAUCUCAGGGACACGGGCCACCGCUCACAAAUGUGCUCGGCUCAUAGCACUGUGUAUUGAAUAUAGUAAAAACUGCACAGACCCAGAUCUGGCUCCAACCUUCAGUUAUGUCCUGCUGAAUUCACUGUUGGAUAGCCUCCCUUUGUUACCCUACUCGUACUCUGCUGGAGGGCUGAAGUGGUACUUCACUCUGCUGAACCGUGCAAAGUGUAUGAAUGUUGGCAGUGUGGCCGAGAAGUGUGUGGACAUGCUGACCUGUGUGGCCAAGCAGUACAGUGAGAGGACAAACCCAGCCCACUCACUGUUGAAAACAAGAUAUGGAUUGUAUGGUCAUCCCUUUGAAGUGGAUUUGUUUGACACAGACCCUCCCCCUACAGUCAGAGUAACCUCCUCAUCCUAUGCCUCAGUGGUGGGUGGCUGUGUGACAAACUCCGCCUCAGCCAGCACUGUCAGUCAGGGCCAGGACGAGGUGGACUUCAGGGACCUAUUCAUGUCGAUGCCUGACAAAUCUUCUGGGAAGUCACAGUACGAGUACCUGAAUAACUCAGUGUUGGGCCUGCUGGAGGUGGAGCCUCUACAUUUCACCUGUCACUCCACCAGUGACGGGACACGCAUGGAGAGGCUGGAUGUCCUCUCUGUCAAUCCCACGUCAAACCCUUCCAACACCUCUGUGUUAUCAGGCACGAUAAACUUUGGGGAAGGCCUGUCGUCUGGAGGAGCUGCUGGGGCGGCAUUAGGCAUGGCAUUGUCGUCAUUGUCCACAGCCAUGUCCACAGCUGAGCAGCAGUUACAACAGUUACAAAGCCAACAGUAUCAGCUGAUGAAGCUACAACAGCAGAAGCAGAAGCUCGAGCAGAAAUUGGCUGAGUCAACAAAAUCAGGCUCGGGAGUGGGCGUGGGAAACAUCUACACCUCAGAACUGUUCCCCCCCACACCCAAGACCACCCCUCUGUUCAUGACCCCUCCCGUGACUCCACCUAAUGAGAGCUGGCAACAAGGGGUCUUGUCCUAUGGGCUGCCUGUAGACCUUGAUCCAGGCAAACCACCCUUACCUAAAGGCAGCUCCAAGAGUAACUUUGGCAAAUACGACCUGCUGCCGUCCACAACCAAGUCUUCUCUGCCCAUCACCCAGACCCAGAACCUACUGCAGACGCCCCCACCACAGGUACUGGUCAUAGAGAGGAUGCACUCUGGGGCCCGCAGGUUUGUUACCCUGGACUUUGGCAAGCCCAUUCUGCUGACAGACUUAAUCAUCCCAGCCUGUAUGGAUCUGGCAUCCCUCUCCAUAGAUGUGUGGAUACAGGGAGAGGAGGUGGAUGGUCAGAGAUUGGUGGUCGCUUCAGACAUCGGCAUGAGGUCCUUGAUCAUGAACAACAUCAUGCCUCCUCCUAUCUGCAGAUACCUAAAAAUAACAACCAUUGGACGUUACGGAGGGAGUACCACUCGAUCACGGAUACCGAUUGGUACAUUCUAUGGCCACAGCUACAUUCUACCCUGGGAGUGGAAUGGUUAUGCUCAGAAUCUUAGUGCACCAAGUACCAGCUCAGCUGUGAACCUCACAGUGGUGAACGAACAACCUCAGCUCUUGUCUCAACUAGGGUUGUUAGUGUCACUCCAGGAGGACAUCCAGUGUCGAUACAGCCUGGCAAAGGCUCGGCUGGAGAACCUACUCGGGGGGCUGGACUCUUCUCAGCAUGCCACCUCCCACACCCAGUAUUUCCUGAAGAAGACAAACAAGAACAAUGAUGAAGACAACAUGGUGAUUCAGGCUUACCAUGACUGUCUACAGCUCCAGCUACAGUUUAACCUGGCUCAGAGAGCGAUUCAUAGACUGAGGCGGGCAUUCGGGAUUCACCCCGUCCACAUGGCAUCGAAUGGUAGUCUUCCCACUGUGCUCAAGCAAACUGCCACAGAUAAACUGAGGUUUGUGCUUGAGAGACUGCUGGAUACGCUGCUGGGUAUGACAGUUGUCUCCCUUUCUAACCCCCAGCUGCCAACGUCACUAUACUCUGCCCUGAACCCUGGCGUGUGUGAGUCACUCUUUAGGCAUCUGUGUGUUGUCGGCGGCAAACACAUGCAGAUACACACAGGAAUGCUGCUGGUGAGGAUCUGUGGCAGUCAGCCAUGGUGGGGAGAGUUCCUGGGAAAUGUGCUUCAAGAGUUCUUCAACUCUGAGCAGUCUCAACUGUUUCCUCGGGAUAGGGUAUUCAUCCUGAUCACAGCCCUAGGGCAGAGGUCUCUAAUGGGACCCUCAGCGUGCAGCAUUAUGGAGAGUCUGCUGGGUAUACUAGCCAGGAUUCUCUCCCCUUUAAUACCAUCACCCCAAGCACCACGCCAUCAGUCUGCCUGGUUGGACCUGUCCCUGAUUGGGUGGAUUUUACUGUUCCUGUGUCGUAACCUUGACAACGGCUGGAGCAGCUUAAAUAACUCAGAGGAUGACAAGGCAGGGGCCAGCAGCAGCAGCAGCAGGGAUAAUGGCACAAACAUGCCCAAUCGCUGGAGUUUCAUCCAGGGAGAGGCUGGCUUACCCUCCACCAAAACCAAGUCCCGCAGCACUGUGAAAAGGUACCGCAGUACCCUGCAGAAGAGACUGAUGCACCACAAACAGAAGCUGAUGGACUUAGACCAGGCUAAGAAGAAGUUCUACGAGAAGAGUUCAACUAGUACAGUACCCAAGGAAGCUCAGAAUGUUCUCAAACAACAGGAGCAGUUGUUCAAGAAAGAAUUCUCACAGUAUGCCUCCAAGCAUUUAAAAGACAUUGUGCAGAUUCGAAGAACUGACGGUGAGAUCCUUAAAAAGUUACCCAAAGAUGAGAAUGGAGGUAAUGGCUCUAAGGACAGUGACAGUGACAGUGAACUGCCCCUGAUUCUGCCCAGAGAAAAGUGUUUACCUGUUGUCCGUGGCCUGAUGUCACUAAUCCUAUCCAUGGACUUCACCUGUAAUGUAGAUCUCUUCCUCAUAGCCAGCAAGGUGUUUGCUCGUAUCUGUAUCGCUACACGCCCUGCCAUCAGCCUGUCAGAAGCCAUGACCCAGGAGCAGCUGGAGAGGCUGAUCAUGCUGUCAGCUAACUUUGAGUUUAACCAUGGUAACGUGGCAUGGGGAGGACCCUGGGCAGGACAUGCCAUCACUUGUCUGCUGCAGGAUAUACUUGAUGGUGAGAAGUUGUACCCCUCAGGGCUAGGCCUGGAAGGUGUGACUGAUGAUGAGAUUUCAGGAACGAUGACAGAGACUGAUGAGAGCCUGGCCAACAGUGUCAGCUUACCAACCAUAGAGGAGACCAUCAGUGAAAGCUCAGAGAUUGAGGUUCUGGGGAAGGACAGUCCAGUGAAGGGUAUUCAGGAGAAACAUGCUAACCUCAUGGACAUGGCUUAUGGUUCUGAUGAGGGAGAGUACUACGAUGUGCCGCCCCCUAAUGUCACCCUUCCAGAACCCCCUAACGAUGAGAACGCUUACCAGAUCAUGUUUGGGCAGCCAUCAGCCGUCAAGAACAGUCAGCUCAUGAAUGCCAUCUCUGUGGCUUUACAAGGUCCAGAUGAGAAGAAGAAGCUGGGAUACUGGACAACCAAAGUGGCAGAUUACCUGAACAGUAAACCCUCGGGAUCUCAGGGCGUGUCUACUGCUAUGGACUCCAGGCUAGAGUGUGGACUGGACACCCAGCCAGAGCUAAGGCUAAAGAUGAUGAUGUCCAUACUGACUGAAAAUAUUCAGGUUGCUCUAACAUCAGCUUUGCCAGUAGCUCCUCCCACUGGCCAUAGUCUCAGCCAAUCAAAACCUCCCACAACAGAUGAAGAGCAGCUGUCAGAAGCCAGCUUUCUGGCAAGCAUCAAUAUUGACCAGGGUCGAGCCUCUUCUCUGAUGUUGAGCCAGUGUUUUGACAGCCUGUUUGCUCAACUCCUUCAGCAGAGAGUUAACUUGGACUCCUUACUCCAGCUGUGGCUUACUCUGAAUGAGGACAGCAUCAACCACGACGACGGCAGCACUACCAGUUUUGACCCGGCUCGCAGCCCCUCCAUUCUAUUGAACCAGACAUCUGUCACCAGUCUGCUGGCAGCCUUAGCCUGGAUCCCUAACAUCCCUGUCAGCACAUGGGUGUUGGCCUUCCAUGUCCUCACACUACUGUGUAACCAGCGUGUGACGUCUGCGCAGCAGCUAGGGGCGGCGUCUUCAGGCUCCGCCUCUUCCUCUGCAGGCCUGGCGUCUAUGGCGUCCCUGGUGAUUGCAGACAGUAACCUAACACCUGUGUUAAUGAAGUUCCUGUCAGGAAUGGUGAUAACAGGCCCGUCUUCAGCCAGCUUCCAGUCCACCCAGGUUGGUCCAUCAGCUACCAAGGCAUUCUUUGAAUUUCUGUCACGACUGCGUGUGAAGAGUGCUGAGGAGAAUGAGCAGAGUCUUAAAGAGCUGUUGUUGAAAGUUGUGUACAGUCUCACUGCUGACAGGGGAGCAUUUUACAGUGGCCUAGGACCGUUGGAUGCCCAGUGUAGGUUCCUGGAUUUUGUGCUGGACCUGGCUUUUGACCAGGUAGAGAUCAGCAAUGCUAUCAGUGUGAUUGAGUCCAUCAGCUGUUUAGUUCAUCAGCACAUCCUUUGCCAAGAACGUGUCACCUGUAAAAGUUCAUCAGAAGUCAGUGUUAAUGCCAGGUCCUGCUUUGGUGGAAUGUUUGCAAAUCUCCUAAGGGGCAGUGACUCCAGGUCAAACCUCGGAAAUUCCAACCGAGAUGUCCUUAUGUGCAGCCUUCUGAAACUAGUUAACUCUCUUGUUCAAAUCAAGCUGCCAGAGCGAUAUGGCCGAUCUACUUCUGCUUCUGUGGUAACGGACGUUGCUCCCGAGCCUCGAACGCCCGUGUCUUUGUCAGAAUCUAUAACGGACUCCACUAAACUGAGCCAAGCCCUGGCAACUUCUACCCCUGCUGCCAGCACGUCUAUAUCUGAUGAGGAGAAAGCUAGAGAGACUGAUGCAUCUAGUGGGGCUCCUAGCUCUGUACUCCCGGGUUCUAGCAGAGCCCAGAGUUCUCAGCCAGAGACCAGGCCCCCCACAGUCUCGGACAAUCCUGGGGUGUUCUUGGCAGAGAUCAUCCUGGGCCAUAGGACAAUCAUGUCAAACCUCAUCCAGGCACUGAGCUACUGUAACAGCAACACGAUGGCUAUGAUCAUAGGCAGCAGCGGACUGUCCGGCAACAUGCAGGACACAGUGACCAGCUCGGAUCCUCUGUCAGUAGGGGACGGCAUUUACCAGAUACUCUGUACCCUCACUAAAAAAUGCUCGAACAGUAAGCUCAUUCUGGAGCCCAUAUACGCCUACCUCUCAGGCCAUCAGAGGGGUCAAGGAUCGCUGUCACGCCUGUCAGAGCCACUGAUCUGGUUCAUCCUCAAAAUACUGGACUCUGUGCAGACGAUCAGGAACUUCCUCAAUAUGGGUGGUGUGGAAGUGAUCUGUGAAAACCUGGUGAGCUGUAACCAGAGGAUCAUCAGUAGUAAUCCCAGUCUAAUCUCCACAAUCAUGCAUCACCUCAGCAAUGGUAAACCGGGAGUCAAUGAGCCGAGAAAGAGCACAGACGUGGACAGCUCAGAGGGAUGGCAUAACUUUGCACCUCUGGGAACGAUAACAUCUAGCAGUCCGACAGCCAGUCCUGCUGACGUCCUGAUUCAGGCAUCACCUCCACACAGAAGAGCUCGCUCGGCAGCCUGGUCAUACCACUUCUACCCGGACGAGGCCUGGGUGGACCUCACCAUACAACUGCCAUUUGCAGUGCUCCUCAAAGAGGUGCAGAUUCAGCCCCACCUGACUUCACUUGCAACCUGUCCAGCCUUUGUGUCUCUUGAGAUAAGUCGAGAUGGGUCCACAGUUACGCCCCUUUGCCCUCCGCUGAUGACCAGCAGUCUGGCGUUCAUCAAACUGCAGCUACAGAAGCCUGAGAUAGCCACAUCAGUGAUAAUUCGUUUACACAAGGCUCGUGACUCCACAACCAUAGGCCUCUCACAGGUCCUCCUCAUGGGCUACAGCGCCUUUGGGGAGUCGGGCUACAAAACUGGCAAUAUAUUCCUGCCUACUGAAGACCUUGUCUCCAGAACCAGUUUUGGCUGGUUGCGUCUGCUGCAUCACUGCCUGACAGCCCAUGAUGAGGUGACGGAGCAGGUGUCAGCCUCUGCAGCCCUGGUCCCUAACCUCCUCACCACCUGUAUGGCAUUACUCGUGUCACCUGUGGCAGGUAUCUACGCCACCAACAUGGAGGCAGUGCUGCUCAAGAUAGGCUUACACUCCUCCGUGAUGGGCCUGGCCCUCAUAGACAACAUUCUGAAAAAUGUCUCUACUUUGCAAGAGACGGAUGCCACUGUUCCAUACUUAGGCAAGGUGAAUGGCAUAGCAAAUGACUCCACCAUAGAGAUAUUGUACAGGCUAGGCAUUACACAAGACCAUAGUACAGUGGACAGAAUUCGUGCCCUGGCUCAGUGGUUGGGUGAUAGUGCCGGGCUAGCACUACAGAGGACGUCCAUGUUUGCUGAAAACAGCUUCCUCAACCCACAGGCUAGUCACAACCAGUACUUCUCCCUGCCUAACCCUGCCCCUGCCCACAUCCACUGUAUUGGGGCCAUCCUCUGGCAGAGUAGGGGUCAGGCAGAUGAGCAUGCCCUAAGGGAUGUCAUAACAAAGGACUUAGUCAGUGCCAUCUACAAGUGGUCAAUGGUGUUACCUGCUGACUCCCCACUGAAGCGAACGGUAGAUUUUGUGUUGUGCUCACUGUGUUACAUCCGUCCUGAGUUCUUCACACUGGUCCUGGAAUGGAUAGGUGUGGUCGUGGAUGUGAACAGCAGUGCUAGUCUCUCCAUCACAGAUGACACCAAGGACCAUAACUCCCAGUACGACGACGGACACGGGCUAACAGACGAUUCCAAGGAGGCGUGCAGCAGCACGCACAGUGCCCAGCCAAUUAGAGACAAUACCCAAGGUCACAUGACAUUUCAGCGAUUCGGUCACUUGACCUUGGACGAGUGUCACCUUAGGACGUUGGCGACAGCGUGCAAGUCCCCUACAGCCAUCAAACAGUUACUUGACACUGGCUUCCCAGCUGUGCUAGCACAGGGGGUGUUCGAGUUCUGUUCCCGGGAAAUGCACCAGUUUAACACAGAGCACCUAUCCCCCACAGAGGGCAUGACGGACCAGAGUAAAAGUAUGAAUGGAUCCACAUCAGGCAGGGAGGGCUCCAACAAUGUCAACUUUUGGGAUCGCUCCCUGAAUAUCACCCCUGACCUGAUGGCUGCUGUGCUGAACUUCUUUGCUGAGGUGGCCAGUGAGGUAGUGAUGAAGGAUUGGUUAGGGGGCCCAGAGGGGAACAUCUUCUGGCCUGCUCUGCUGACCAUGCUGUGUAACACUCUACCCCCUCAGCCAGCCAAUGGCCACACACUACAUAACAAACACAAGGUGACGACAGUAGAGGAACGGGCUGCUGUAGAGACGGCAGCUGUCUCUCUUUUCUCACAGGUCAUCUUCUGCCACAUGGCCAAUCAGCAUCUCUUUGCCAAAGUUCUCUGUGAUGUCAUCAAAGGUCAAGGAGAGGUCAAAACUGGUGUGAUAAGCUCUGCCUCUCCUCUGUCCGGCUUCACUCGCCGCCUUUUCCUACAAGUGUUACUGGAGGAUGAGAAGUUAUUGGUGGCCAUACAGACCACGUCUAAACAGUUCCGCUGGGAGAUUAACAAGAUCAACAGCCACAUCCAGCACCCUAAGUUUGGGGCAGGACGCCUCUACCGGACCAUGGUGACCAGUCUGCAGUCAACCUGUGGUCAGGUCAUUUCCAAGGUCUCGGGUAAGCCAGAUACGCCCACCCUGACAGCAAGCAUCAUGGAACAGCAGGAGAAGAAGAGAACUGAGGACCCCAAAAAGGACACCAGUGAGCUGGGCAUGGAGGUGGUUGAGUACCUGUCUACUGCUGCAGGUGUAUCAGCAAAGGAGAGAAGAGAAAAAAGCCCUGCCCAGAAGAAUUUGCCCCCACGACCCCCAUCAAGGAGAGGGCGACACACAGCAGAGGUGCUAGCUGCGGAACUCAACAUCCCCACUCUCUCUCUGCAUCAUGAACUCAUACCCAGACAACCACUGCCCAGUGAGCUAACUCUGUCCCAGCUGCUGACCCUCCUGUAUCAACAUGGACUGGCCCAGGGCUGCUCCUCCCUGGAGUUUACAAUGAAGCUGUCCCGCAAGAGGAUUGCUGGGUCCUCAUCUACAUCCAUCAACUCAGAUCCAGAAGAGUCCUACGAGUCAGAGGAGGUUGACCUGGACCGUCUACCAGAUGACCUGCUACUGGAGACCCCAGCAUGUCAGUCUGCCCUGCACGUAUUUGCCAGCGUGGGUGGCCUGGCCCUUCUGGCAGAGCACCUGCCCCUCCUCUAUCCUGAGAUCACGAGACAGGCCACUGUGGGGGAGACGGAACACAACAGUGCGGGCGACAUGAUCGGCUCAGACUGGGUCACGGUGGAACCCUCAGAUGACUAUUAUGAGCCCUUCUAUGAACCAAUGUCACCUGCACCACAGUCCAACUCGCGGCCAACAAAGCAGGCCCCUGCUGCUCUACCCACCAUUCCUCCCCACUCCCUGGUGGCAUUUGGGCUCUUCCUGCGGUUGCCAGGAUAUGCUGAGGUUCUGUUGAAGGAGAGGAAGAAGGCCCAGUGUUUGUUACGACUGGUUCUGGGAGUGACCGAUGAUGGAGAUGGAGGUCACAUCUUGACCUCCCCCAUAGCUGGCUCUUUGCCCACCCUCCCAUUCCAUGUGCUGAAAACCCUCUUUGACGUGACAGCCCCUAGCACAGAUGACGGUGUCCUGCUGAGGAGGAUGACUCUGGAGAUUGGAGCUCUUCACCUGAUCUUGGCCUGUCUGUCAGUCCUCAGUCACCAUGCCCCUCGCUCCGCCCCACCUGUACAGAAUGAGACGGUGAGUACCCCUACCAACAACACGACGACCCCAGUAACAGAGGAGAAGACGCACCAUUACUGGGCUAAGGGCACAGGGUUCGGGACAGGUUCCACCACUUCCAGCUGGGACGCGGAGCAGGCCUUAUUGAGGCAGAAGAGUGAGGAAGAACAUGUCACCUGUCUCCUACAGGUCUUGGGCAGUUACAUCAACUCAGGGGGAACAAUUCCCAAAGGCUUUCAGUCAGGCUCAAGCUCUGAAGAACCAGACGACAAGAGUUGUCUCCCUGCUGUAGUCCCAGAACUGCUGACCCAGUCCUGUCUAGUGCCAGCGAUCUGCUCAUACCUGCGUAAUGACUCUGUCCUGGACAUGGCACGCCAUGUACCCCUGUACCGUGCUCUGUUAGAACUGUUACGUGGCCUGGCUGUGUGCCCAUCCCUGGUGCCUUUACUACUGCCCCUAGACAAGGAGGAUUCCGGCUCCUCCAUAGGGGUUCUCCUGGAAAAGAUGAAGGGCUGUGUGGACACAUAUGCCUCCAGGCUUAAGUCUAACAAGUCCAAGGGAGGUAAUGGGAGUGGUGGAGGGGGAGGUAGUCAUGAGGAAGAGGAGGAGAACGAGGGGCUGGCUCUGCUGAUACCAGAUAUACAGGAGACAGCCAGAAUUGUGCAGGUGUCCACUGACAGGCUCAAGGAUAACUCGGAUGAAAUGGCUGAUUGUGGAAGUGAGUCUGACAGCAAGGGAGGCUCCAAGCGUAAACGUAAUGAGACUGCUGAUGAGCGAUACAUCAACACCAUGAAGGAGCUUCAAUUCGAUACUUAUGAAAUGGUGGUGGAUGAAGGAAAUGGCAUAAAGUUUACAUUGAACCAUCAUUAUGAGUCUAAUGUGAAGGCGACCGGGGAUGUGAACAACCCUGCUAGGGCGAGGCGGCUGGCCCAGGAGGCUGUCACCCUUUCCACAUCUCUGCCCUUGUCAGCCAGCAGCAGUGUGUUUGUCAGGUGUGACGAGGAGAGGCUUGAUGUCAUGAAGGUGCUUAUUACGGGUCCCAGUGGUACUCCGUAUGCUAAUGGAGGGUUUGAGUUUGAUGUGUGUUUCCCUCAGGACUAUCCCAACUCACCUCCAAACAUCAAUCUUGAGACCACAGGCAACCAUACUGUCAGGUUCAACCCUAACCUCUAUAAUGAUGGCAAGGUAUGCCUAAGUGUUCUCAACACCUGGCAUGGUCGGCCAGAAGAGAAGUGGAACGCUCAAACCUCAAGUUUUUUACAGGUGUUGGUGUCCAUCCAGUCUCUUAUCCUCGUCUCUGAACCUUACUUCAAUGAACCCGGCUAUGAGAGAUCUCGAGGCACCCCGCCUGGCACAGCCAGCUCAAGGGAGUAUGACGCUAACAUCCGACAGGCCACGGUCAAGUGGGGCAUGUUAGAGCAGCUCAGGAAUCCCUCCCCGUGCUUUAAAGAGGUUGUGCACAAGCAUUUCUGGUUAAAGCGUCACGAGAUCCUGCGACAGUGUGAGGAAUGGAUCAGUGAGAUGGAAGGUUAUACCAGUGACAAGAGGACAGGCAGGUCAAUAGCGCACAGUAUCAUGGCGCUCAAGAGACACUACAACCAGCUGAGGGAGGAGCUUGCCAAACUGAAGCCCCCAGCUGACUUGGAGGAGGAGGAAGAGGAGGACGAGCCUAUAGACCCCCAGGAGAAGCAGUACUCCACAGAGCAGGGGGCGGGGCCAGGGCCUGGGGCCACCGCGCCUGAGGGGGCAGAGAAGGAGAUGACCAGCACCUCUGCCCAGACAGCCACCUUCCCUGAUCCUGUCCCUCCUCAGGCAGACUUCGGGGGACACCUGGAAUUCAUCAUGUUAGGAGAGGACGUGGUGGACUGCUGACGAUGGCUGCCUCAUAGGAACCUAAUUUAUUCUUCCUUCUUCCUGGGGUUAAAGCCAUCAGGCUUCUGAAGCAUACACACAAACCUGCCGUUAAGACAGGUGGUCAGUCGCAGUGCCAGGCCAUGGGAUGAGGACAGCUCCGGUCUGAUAUGACACAGGGGUGUCCAAGCCCCCUCAUCCUCAUACACAGCAGGGGGUCAAGGCUUAAAGAGGUGUCAAAGUAAACAGGAAGCAGUACUAUAUGGCAUGCAGAUACGUGGAAACCAGAAAGAAUACCUAAGCAACUCAGGGUGCCAGAAGCUGCUUAAAACUGACUCUACCAUUUAUACACCUAUACCAUAUCUUUUAGAGAACAUUGGGGCGUACAUGUAACAUUGAUUCUAUCAUAUCUGUACUGUACUUCUUGGAGGGUAUUGGGGAUACAUGUAACCUGAACGCGAGGUGCAGUUCACACUAAAGUGUACUGGCUCUCUUGUCUGCCAUAUGAUGCAGGCUGUGCCAGUAUUUUCUAAUUUUCAGGGUUCACUUGGCAUUUGUGUGAUGAGAGAUUGAAUUGCUGGUCAAAAUCUCCUAUGUGUUUCUGUACGAAUUAGUUCCCAUGCACCAGUGUGCUUGAGCUUGGGCUUCUGGAGGUGGAAUGUGAACUGUCAGCUUGCAUUUAUAUGUGGGUGGAAGUAUAUGGGAACUAUUAUUAUAAGUAACAUGUCUAGGAUAACAGAUAGGUGUCUCUUUAUACGGCAUCUACAUGUACAUACUUAUACCAUUUCUGAAGAGCUGAGCAUUUUUCCAGUUACGUUUUAUUUAUUUGUUCUUUUCUUUUUCUCUCUUUUUUUUAUGACAUGUUUACGAUGUAGAAAGCAACAUUUACAGAUACCCAUUGGCAUACAUGGAUGUAUAUAUGUCUAUGAGGAAGAGACUUUUGUGUGUGCGCUUGUGUGUGUUUAGGGGUUGCCAUGGUUUUGUAAUGACAUGAAGGGAAAAUGUAAUGAUCAGCGAUAAUUACCAAUAUUAUUAUAAUUACGGCUUUGCUUAUGUUGAAAUGUAAACAUUUUUUUUUCUUGAAAACAUAUUAGAUCAAUGUGACAAAGUUAAGAGUGAUAUCAAAUAGAGUAUAAUUGAAAAAAUAAAAGUACAGAGCACCUAGCAUGGAGAACAUGUUUGCUGUGUCUGGUACCUACUCAGAUGCUAAUAUACGACUCAUGCCUGUUUAGAUAAAUACAGGCUCUCCUAUGCUGAGCAUAGGAUCACAUAUGUGGGACGCAGUUUUCAACAAGUGUAGAAUCAGUGUUUGUAUUGACUAAACUGGUCAAUUUUAGAAAUCGCACAAACCUUCUGUACGAUAUAUAGAAAUGUGUAUUUAUUGAGCUGUGUAAAGAAGUAUAUUUUAAAUAUUGUUUAGGUAGUAUUUAAACACAGUAGACUGCACGUUGUGUACAUACCACCCUUCACAUAGCAAGUGUCUGUAUGACCUAUACAAGUGAUACGAAAUAAUAGAAGAAACUACUCAUAUACUGUUUAAUGGAUAUUUAAUUGUCUUUUGAUGGGUUAAUUAAUCUUUGUUGAAUUGUUUUCUUUUUUGGUAUUGUUUCACAGCCCAUUUGAUAAGUAGUUUUAGGUUUGUUUUUAGUCUGAAAAUUUUCCACAUUAUGUUGUACUGUGAGAUUCAUGAUUACAUCACAGAAGAAAGUCUGCUGUGUGGUGUGGAAAGUUGACAAGGGUGGUUGUCGAUGUAAUAGCUGCCAAGAUAACAGAUGUAUGAUAGCUAAGGGGAAAUGACACUUUGCCAUAAAGGGGACUACUAUGUCGUGAAGACGUACCUAAAUCCCACCAUACCAUGGGAUUGACCGUAUUCUGUUGUUCUGUGAUGUCCAAGGGGAUAUAACUGAUGUUUUGUCCAAUGCCCCCCUCUGUGGUUGCUUUGGUGGUUUUGAUAUUUGACUGUGCCGUAAUUUGUGUAUAAACUGUACAAUUAUAGGAACGUAAUAUGUACAGCCUGUUUUCAAUAUAUAUAUAUAAAUAUACAUACAUAUAUAUAACUCGGCUCUUGAGGAUUUUUUUUUGUGAAAAAGCAAGAGAAGAAUAAAAAAGAACUCUGGUGAUGAAUCCUUC